GUAUGAACCCAGACACCUCAUGCUUGGAGAUAUUACAAUUCCCACAGUAUAUAUUGAGCAGCACAUGAAUUAAUAAAUCUCAUACAUAGGGCAAACGUGGCGCAGGUGGAAAGCAUUUCUGGGUAUACCGUAUGGAGAGCGCUCCUCCGACACCCGUGGCGAAGCAGCUGAGGCGAGACGAAGCUACAGGCCCGAGGUCUCAGUGGCAAGACCUUCCGGGCGAGCUUCUGCAGCUCAUCCAAGCCCGCUGUCGGGAUAGCGCCACCAGCCAGGCUCUGCGCCUGGUGUGCCGCAGCUGGCGUACUGUGCCGCUGUCACACCUGCACCCCCACCUGGUGGUGCCGCUGCGCUGCAGCACCCACACACCCAAUCCUGCCGCCACGGCACCCGCAGCCAAACGCGGUUCCGGCAAGGCGGCGGCACGUGGACGCAAGCGGGGUGGCGGCGCCGUCGCCGCCACCGGGGCUGGGGCAGGCGCCGGGCCCUCUCACAGCACCAGCCCCGCUGCUGCCCAGCCUGCUCUCGCAGCAGCGGCGGCGCCUGUGCUGGCGCAUUUAGACUGGCUGUACCGGGCGCUUGGUCGUAGCCUGCAGACAGAUGGACAGUUGGUGCUCACCCUGACAGACAUGUGGGAAGGCGGAGACGGCGGGGGCGGGGACCGGGGCGGAGGGGCCGACCGCAAAGGAAGCAGCGGCAAGGGGCGCGGAGCAGUAGCAGCGGCAGCGGCCGAGGCCAGUCAGAAGCCGCUGUCUCAGGUGCUCCGGCGGCUGGCGGCGAGCGGGCAGCAGCACCUGCGCAUUCAGCACGGCGCGUCCAGCCCCACCGCCGGAAUCGUGUCGGCGCCACCGCCGGGACCGGCAGCCUCCUCAGAUUGCUGUCCUAGCAGGAUUGGUGGCGGGGGCCGCAGCGAUUCCCUUCCUACCGAAUGUUCAGGAGGGGACGCUCUAAGAGCCGCCGGCUAUGAACCCGGACAAAACGCGUUCCCCGCCUUUGCUGCGGGAGCUGCCAGCAACUCAUUCGCUGCCGCUGCGUCCGGCGCGCAUGCGGGCUGCGACCAGCCUGGCUGCAGCCACUGCUGCUGCUGCGCCGCCGCGCCUGCCCCCUCGCUGCGGCGCCUGCGUUGCCCCGGCCUGGGGGCGCUGUCGGCGCUGCGGGGCCUGCGGUCGCUCGAGCUGUGCGGUGUGGCGUUUGGGGCGCCGCUGCUGUCGCGGCUCAGCGGCCUCACACAGCUCACGCGGCUGUGCAGCGACUGCCCGUUGCCUGUGGACCAGCUGGCGGCCGCCGUGACCGCCCUCACCGCCCUGGCCGCGCUGCACGUCGCGGUCACCUGGCCCGCACGCCAGCCGCCGGCACAGCCGCAGGCGCAGCCGCAGGGGGUGCGCUGGCACGUGCUGCCACCGCAGGUGCAGCAGCCGCCCCCGCCCCCGUCCGCGUCCACGAUGGCACGUGAAAGGCGCAGUCGGCAGCAGCGGCGGCGGCCAGGUGGCAGCCAGGGUACGGCUGCAGUCGGCGCGACGCCACCGGGUGGAGGUGCCGGUGGAGCCGUGGGCGCCGGCGGCGGCGGCGCCGGCAUGGCGGCAGAUGCGGGUGCGGAAUGUGAUGAUGACGUGGACAGCGAAGAUGAUGACGGGCUGGGGGUCGGUCCGGAGGAUCGCGACAGACAUCUGGAGCUGGAGCGAUGGCGCGGCAGGCGCCAGCCUGGCGCAGCCCGCAGCAGUGGCGGUGGAAUUGGCAGCAGCAAUAGCAGCAGCAGUGGCAGUAGCUCGGGUUCUGAACCCGAUGGCGAUGUUGUCAGCGCUUUGCUUCGCGCAGCUGCAAUGCACCGCGCGUGGGCGCCGCCGGCCGCCGGCCGUUCGCCUUCCUAUGCACUGGCGGAUGAGCACAUGGCGGUUUUCAUGGCGGCGCUGGCGGCGCUGCAGCGGUUGGAAGAUCUGCGGUUGGCGGUUAGCUGCGACGGCAUGGGUCGUACGCUGCUGCCGCCGCCGGGGCUGCUGGCGGCGGCUCGGCGCAGCUGCCCGCGGCUUCGGCGCUUCGUGAUGCGCGUGCUGUCGGAGUGGCAGGCUCACGGCGCACACAAGACGCUGUACAACUGGGUGGCCGUCGACACCGCCGACCACUCACUCGCCGCCAUCCGCCACGACUCGGCGCACAACCACCAGGGCGUGUUCAUUUGGCAGGGGCUGGACUGGAGCAGCGCGGCGCAGCAGCAGCCACAGCAGCCACAGCAGCCGCUGGAGCAGCAACAGGGGCAGCAGCCGGGCACGAGCGCAGGCCUGCUGGGGGCUGUGACAAGUCCCACAAGUCCCACAAGCGCUAGCAUGUCCACUGCGCGCCUCGGCAGCACCUCCGCGCCGCCGAGCGCUAGCAAGCACGGCACGCCGGCAGGCGGCGGCGGCAGUGGCGGCGGCCGGGCCGGUGCCAGCUCGGCACCGCGCCCGUUUAUCUCUCAAAGCGACAUGGGCCUUGCCGGCGCCGCCGCCGCCGCCUGGGAGCCAAUGCCGUUGGUGGUUGCAGGGCCGGCGGACGUGAGCGUGAGCCUGCGCACCAGCGGCAGCAGUUGGCUGGGGGCGUGUCUGGCGGCGCCGGCGGCGCUGGAGGCGGCGGUGCGGUCGCUGCCGGGGUCGCACGUGCGCGGCCUGGCGCUGCAGGACGCGGCGGUGCGCGGCCAGGAGCCGGCGGUGGGCGCCGUGGGUGAGCUGCCGGAUGUGGUGCUGGAGGCGCUGGCGGGUCUGCAGCGGCUUGCAGUGCGGGGCGUGGAGCGGCGGCCGUUAAGGCGCCGGCGCGCCAGCCGCGGCCGGCCGGAGUCAGUAGCAGGAGCGGCGGUAGCAGGAGCGGCAGUAGCAGCAGAGGCGGGAGGCUCGGCGGCGUCGCCCGCUGUAGCAGCAGCAGCUGCCGUACCAGUGGGCCGUGCCGCGGGCGCCACCCUGGCGACGGCGGCUGGUCGUGCUAGAGCCGCCGGCACUGGGCCUGGUGGCAGUAGUAGUGGUAGCGGCAGUAGCAGCAGCUACAGCUGUGACUAUCUGGCCCAGCUGCUACAGCUGCCCUCGCUCACCUCGCUGUCGUUGGAGGCCAGCUGCCCACAGUGGCUGGAUGUGAUACUGCCACUGCCAUGGUUGCAGCCGCCACCAGCAGCAGCCCAGGCCGCGGGAGAAGGCACACAGCCACAGCCGCCGGGGCAGGCACAGUCGCAGCUACAGCCGCAACUUGAGCACUUGAGCCUGCGGCUGCGCGGCUUCCACCCAUACGAGCUGUACGGGCAGCCAGUGGACUCGCGCAGUGAGGAGGAAGAGGAUGAAGACGCGGAGGAUGAGGGCCUGGAGCACAUGUACUGCGUGGGCCGCAAUGAUAAGCAGGAGGAGGAGGCGGACGAGGAGCAAGAGGAGGAGGAGGGAGCGGCGGGUCAGCAGGGAAGGGGCGGGGCGGCCGGCGGGCUUGCUCUGGGCGGCGGCGGCGUGUGGCCUCGGUGUGCCGCCGCGGCGCUACCGCGGCUGCAGCUGCUGUCGGGGCUGCGGACGCUGCAGCUCGACGUGCCAGUCCUGCUGGACUUGAGCUGGCUGCCUGGCUCCCUGGAGGCCCUGCAGCUGGCCCUCGCCACACUGCAGCUGCCGGCAGCAGCGGCAGUCGCAGCGGGAAAGACGCGGGAGCCGACGGAGGGCGAGGAGCCGUCGCAGGCCGGAGCAUCGGGCGGCCAAAGUCUUGAUCGUGCCCAGCAUCAGCUGCAGCGGCCGCCGCUGCUGCCGCGGCUGCGCCACCUGACGGCGCUGUCCUGCCACCUGCCGCCGCUGGCCGCGCUACUGCCGGCCGCCGGCUGUAGCUGCCUACAGGAGCUGGCGCUCAGCCACUGCAGCACACUCGCGCCGCUGGGCUGCGCCGCUGACACGCCCGCCUGGAGGCCGCCGCGCUACCGCGGCCGCGCCGGCGCCUUGGCCCCGCCAACGCUGCAGUACCGCACAGAGGACAACGGGCCAGGUCGCGGCGCUCUUGGCACCGCGGCCCGGGGGGCCGCCUCACGCCUGAGAACCCGCCGAGCACCACCAGCAGCAGCUGCAGCCGCGCCAGGCUCGGGUCCCGCCGGCGCCACGCGCAGUCGCGCCCGCAACCAGGGCUCAGCCAGUACGGCAGCAGCCGGCGCCGCCAGCGCGGCCUCCGUCACGCCGGCUGCGGCUGCGGAGCUGUUGGAAGCUGACCUGGCGGCGCUUGCGGACGUGGCGGGCAGCUCGCUGGCCGUGCUGUGCGUGUCGUGCCCGGCGGCGCCGCACGACGUGCUGUCUCACGCGGGUGGCCACGACGGCGCCGCGGCCGCAGAGAUGCUGGUGAGCGGGCUGCGCCGCCUGCCGCGGCUGCAGUCUUUUUGCUGGGGCGUGGGCGUGGGCGCAGCGGGAGGUGAAGGCGGAGGCGGCGGUGCCGGGCGGCUCAGAGGGGAGGAGGAGGCGCAGGAGCUGUUGCUACUUGCGCUGGCGAAGGAGGCGGCUGGCGACGCAGCUUCGUCUUCUCACAGCGAGGCCGUGCAGGGCCAGCGCCAGGGCCAGGACCACUUCCCGCGCCUGCGGAUGCUGGUGCUGCACGGUGGUGUGACCAGUGCCGCCGGCCUGGAGGCGCUGGUGCGGCUCGGCGCCGGCUGCAGCACCCGCAGCCCGGCUACUGCGCCUAGCCAUCCGGGUGCCGUGGCCGGCAGUAGCGGCGGCAGUAGCGGCGGCGGCAGUGGCGGCGGCAGCGGCGGCGCUGCCGCGGGCACGACGGGGGGAGGUGGAGUGGCUGGCGGGGCGCGGGUGCACUUGGGCGGCAUGGGUGAUGGCGCAGGCAUGGGUGGCGCCGGCACGGACAGUGGUGGCUGCAGCGGUGGUGGCAGCGGUAGCGGUGGGGUUGGGGGCGGCGGCUGGGUGCGUCGGGUGGUGCAGGUGGUGGGCCGGGGCAGGGCGCUGGAUGAGGAGGAGGAGGAGGAGGUUGCGGCGUGCCAGCUGGGUGCGGAGGCGUGGAUGCGGCGGCUGCAGGCGCGGCUGCCGCUGUGCCUGAUCAAGCCCGUGCGGGGUCGAGACCUGGAGUAGCAGUGCACGGGGAAGGCGUGGCCUAAACUGCCGUCUGCAGAGCCAGACGAGGUGGCGGCUUUGGAUGCCCUGACGUGAAUGCAAGUGACGAAGCCUACAUGUUGUGAAAUUGCUUACCGUACUGGCCUUUCAUGGGAGUGCGGGGCAUGCCGCACGUGCGCCUGUUUGCGUCUAUGGCACGAGCACAUGGCCAAGGCGCUCCCAACUCCCCAU
Molecule: messenger RNA, 5258 nt
Organism: Chlamydomonas reinhardtii
Lineage: Eukaryota; Viridiplantae; Chlorophyta; Chlorophyceae; Chlamydomonadales; Chlamydomonadaceae
Exons: 9
Coding region: 132-5045 (1637 amino acids)
Source: RefSeq, a predicted model, not a curated record